AUGUCAACAGUCAUGGAUCUGGAGAAACAGACCGCCGAGCCAACUGUCGAGGCCAAAGAUCCGAAUCUAGUCGACUACGAUGGCCCCGACGACACGGAGAACCCAUUCAACUGGCCCACCUGGAAGAAAGGCCGUCAGCUGGUCCUGAUGGCCUUCAACACAUUCAUAACUCCAUUGGCCUCGUCAAUGUUUACCCCCGGAAUCAGCGAUGUAAUGAAGGAAUUCAAUGUCACCAGCAGCAUGAUGGGCUCCUUUGUUGUUUCCGUCUACAUUCUGGGCUACUGUUUCGGGCCCUUUCUGAUCGCCCCUCUGUCCGAAAUAUAUGGACGUGUCGCAUUGUACCAUAGCUGCAACCUGCUGUUCCUCAUCUUUACCAUUGCCUGCGCAGUCGCACAGUCUAUGCCACAACUGAUCGUGUUCCGCUUGCUGGCCGGCAUGGCAGGCGUAUGUCCUCUGACCAUUGGCUCCGGGACCGUGGCGGAUAUGGUACCCAAAGAGAAGCGUGCGGGUAUUAUGGCCAUCUGGGCAAUGGGGCCCAUUCUUGGACCAGUUGUCGGACCCGUCGCGGGUGGCUUUUUGGCUGAAGCGGAGGGCUGGAGAUGGGUGUUCUGGGUCAUUGCGAUCACGACUGGCGUGAUGAUGAUUCUGACUGUGAUUUGGUACCGUGAAUCAUAUGGACCGGUGGUUCUAGAACGCAAGGCCGCUCGCCUUCGAAAGGAAACCGGCAAUGCUGAUCUCCGCUCCAUCCACGAGGGAGGCAAACUCAGUCUUCAGCUCUUCUUGUCGGCAUUGGCGCGACCAUUGAAGCUGCUCUUCGGUUCCCCGAUCGUGUUCCUGAUGGCACUCUUUGCCGCCAUCACAUAUGGUUAUCUGUACCUGAUGUUCACAACCAUCACCUCCAUCUUUGAAAGCAAGUAUGGGUUCUCUCCCGGCGUGGCAGGCCUCGCAUACCUUGGGUUCGGUAUCGGGUCCAUGAUCGGUUUGAUCACCACCGGAAUCGUUGCCAACAAAAUCGCUCAAAGCCAUGUGAAGAAAGGCUGCUUUAGGCCUGAGUCACGUCUGCUACCCAUGAUGGUCGGCUGCUGGUUCAUGCCUGUGGGCUUGUUCUGGUACGGCUGGUCAGCCCAAGCAGGCGUUCACUGGAUUGUGCCAAUCUUGGGAACCGGCGUCUUCGCCAUUGGCCUGAUGACUGUUUUCAUGUCUGCUAGCACCUAUCUGGUGGACUCUUAUCUGCGGUAUGCGGCUUCGGUAACCGCGGCAAACACGGCAUUGCGAUCGCUGAUUGGAGCCUUGUUGCCACUGGCGGGGCCAUCGAUGUAUGAGGCAAUGGGACUGGGCUGGGGAAACUCCUUGCUGGCUUUCAUUGCGUUGGUGAUGUGCUCAGUUCCGUUCCUCUUUUGGAAGUAUGGAGCGAUGAUUCGCACGCAUCCCCGUUUCCAGGUGAAGCUGUGA
Molecule: messenger RNA, 1452 nt
Organism: Penicillium brevicompactum
Lineage: Eukaryota; Fungi; Ascomycota; Eurotiomycetes; Eurotiales; Aspergillaceae
Product: MFS transporter
Exons: 3
Coding region: 1-1452 (483 amino acids)
Biological process (GO): transmembrane transport
Molecular function (GO): transmembrane transporter activity
Source: RefSeq, a predicted model, not a curated record